AGGAGGAGGCUGGCAGUGGUUGCUGCACUGACAGUCUGCAUGUGGCAGCCAGACCCUACAGAUGUAGAGGAAGCACAGAAUCCUAGGCUCAGGCAGAGGUGACGGGAACCAUUCUCUCUCUUUGCAUCGGAUCAUCUAUUUCCUGACUGUUCUCGCUCCUGGAAAAUUGAUGGAGACCAUCCCAGACGACGUUCUAGCCCGCAUCCUGGCUGGACUGCCUGCCGAAGAGUUAAUCCUCGUGUGCCGUUUGGUGUGCAACCAGUGGAAAAAUAUUGUGGAUGGGGCUGAUGUUUGGCAAAUUAAGUGUCACCAAGAUGGUUUCUCUGAGGCUGCAAGGGAGACUGAGCCGGAUAACUGGAAAUCUGUUUAUUUGCUGAACAAAAGGAAGACAAAUCUCAUCAAGAACCCCUGUGGGGAAGAGGAAUAUGAGUUCUGGAACGAUUUGCAAAAUGGAGGAGAUGGCUGGAAUAUUGAGGAUCUUCCGGGAGACAAUGGGCAGGACUUUCCUAUCGAAGGAAUCCAGAAAUACUUUGCCUCAUCUUUUGAGUGGUGCAGUAAAUCUCAGCUCAUAGAUCUCCUGAAAGAAGGAUACUGGGAGGAAGUGAUGGACAAUGAACAGCCGAACAUCGUGGUCAGCGACUGGUAUGCUGCUCGAUCUGACUCCGGAUGCCUGUAUGAACUCUCUGUCCAGCUCCUGUCUGAUACCAGUGAUGUCAUCACAGAGCAUAAAAGUGAAAUUAUCACCAUUCCUCAGGACAACGAUGGCGGCUGGAAUCAGAUCAGCCAUACUUUCUCUGGAUAUGGCCCUGGUGUGCGAUUUGUCAGAUUCCAACACGGCGGGCAAGAUUCUGUUUUCUGGAAGGGUUGGUAUGGCGUACGAGUGAGCAACAGCAGUGUCACGAUUGAACCUUAAUGUGUCCUCAUGGCACAGACGCUCUUUACCAAAGACUAAAUCCAAUCCGCAAGCAUGUUCAAGCUCAACACAAGAAAAAUGUGAAGUUACUGGGUGAUAACCACUGAGACCAACGACUCACGAGUUGGUGGCACAAUAAAUUGGAAUCACAAAAUCCAGGUGUUCCAUUAAUUGAUAUUUUGUCCAAACAGGUCGUGAGCCAACAGUAGCAAUUCUAUCAGGUAUUAUUUUAAGAUAGCCUUUUAUUUUAACCCAAAGA
This is a messenger RNA of Pelobates fuscus (common spadefoot toad), 1172 nucleotides long. It is a transcript of the gene FBXO2, whose product is annotated as F-box protein 2. Lineage: Eukaryota; Metazoa; Chordata; Amphibia; Anura; Pelobatidae. Bases 170 to 913 code for a protein of 247 amino acids. Gene Ontology annotation, cellular component: cytoplasm; SCF ubiquitin ligase complex. The transcript is spliced from 6 exons. Gene Ontology annotation, molecular function: protein binding; ubiquitin protein ligase activity. The record is from RefSeq and is a predicted model, not a curated record. Gene Ontology annotation, biological process: glycoprotein catabolic process; SCF-dependent proteasomal ubiquitin-dependent protein catabolic process.